This is a messenger RNA of Rhagoletis pomonella (apple maggot), 1796 nucleotides long. Its product is annotated as sodium- and chloride-dependent glycine transporter 1. Gene Ontology annotation, biological process: sodium ion transmembrane transport. The transcript is spliced from 8 exons. NCBI's taxonomy places the organism in Eukaryota, Metazoa, Arthropoda, Insecta, Diptera, Tephritidae. The record is from RefSeq and is a predicted model, not a curated record. Gene Ontology annotation, cellular component: membrane. Bases 270 to 1781 code for a protein of 503 amino acids.
UCAGCGUGUGUGGGACACCGUUUUAAUUGUAGCUUAAAAAUCGGUGUAUUCAAAAAUUCAAUGUGAAGGUGUUUCGUUGCGAGCCAUACAUAUCACUGCGAUCACUUUGUAAAAACCUUAGUUAAUUACAUAUAGCCGGCGAAUACAGAAAAAAAAAAUGAAAUUAUAGCAAAUUUAUUUACACUGUGCUGCACGUAAAAUUUUAGUUGCGUGUGUGUGUGCUUUUUAUGUUUACUUCUACAAAGCUGUGAUCGCUAUUUGCUUUUAAAAUGAUUUACGAAACUUCAUACGAUAGUGGCCGUCUGCCCUAUAAACCUGAUUUGACACGCGGCUAUUGGGCUAAGCCAAGCGACUUCAUAUUUGCCGGCAUCAGCUUAGCUUUCCGCUUAGAUGUUUUCUCCAUAGCAUGGGUGAUAUUUUCAUAUGCGGGUUGUGCGUCUGUUGUGCCUUAUAUAAUAUUUUUAUUCAUCUUCAUUGUUCCUUUGUUUGUGAUGCAAUCAUUUCUCGAGCACUGGAUUUAUCUCAGGAUUUCGCAUUGCGCCGCUUUUUACUACAUCAUUCGCUCCGACGAUGACUCAAUAUCCGAGUAUGCGAUAGCCUGGCCGGUGCUGUGCGGUGUAGUGGGUGUUUGGUUACUCACGCUGGGCAUACUUCUAAAGCGCGUUUCAUUUAUCGGCAAAUUUUUUCGCUGCAUUUGCGUCAUCAUGUUCGCCAUUUUCUUGGCAAUUUUCGUACAUCUCAUCAUCUACAUUAAACUCGACUGGGACACUUUCGUGGGCUAUUUUAAACCUGCACUGCAAAGUAGCUUUAGCGGCGUUCUGGGUGGUUUACGCACAGCGAUUUUCAUGUCCACCUGGUUGCUGGGGCCCGGUUGGGGUAACGUGCUCACGCUCGCCAGCCACAAUCGCUUUCAGCGCGACUCUGAGAAGUUGACCUACUGGGUGAGCGGAACGCAUAUGCUGUUGGCGUUCAUGGGUAUGAUUUGUGGGCGGAUCGCUUUCGAUCACUUCGAAGAUCACGUUGGCUUCCUGCACUUCCACUUCGAUGAGGAGCAUUAUAUGCAAUUUCUUUAUCUUUGUUUUGCAUAUCUCUUUGGCAGUUUUACAAGUUUGCCAAAUUUCUGGUGUUUUCUAUUCUUCGCCAUGAUUUUUCUCGCCGAACUAAGUGCAAUUAUAAUUCAAAUGAUGUCUGUUCUAACCGCUUUAUUUGAUGAGUACGAACAAUUGCGAACAAAGAAAUCACGCAUUACAAUCGCUCUGGCGCUGUUGAUGCUGACUGUAUCAAUUUAUUUUUGUACCAAGAAGGGCUUCGCACACCUGGAUCUACUUCCCAACAUUGUCAUUCUAUCACACUUGAUUAUCUCAUUCGUUUUACUACUGAUGACCACUUGGAUUUACGGACGUGAACGCUUUCAAUGCGAUCUGCAAUUUAUGUUGGGCAAAACGAUUUCGAGUUUUAAAAUAUUUUUAAUACGAUUUCUAACGCCAGCAUUUUUUGUGCUAAGCAUUAUUCAAACACUUUACUUUCUGGAACGGGACAACUCACCAACUGCACUUGUUAUUGUCAGUCAAUGUGUGAUCUAUGCCAUAGCACCUGCCUAUAUGAUUUAUAAAAUUUGCCAAACUACUGGCACAUUGCGUAAUAGACUGAAACAAUGCUUUGCACCGCACGACUGGCAUCCUGUCGAUGCUGAUAAUCGACGAUUUUACGAAGAAAUUAUGGGCGUAUCGGAAUUGCUGGUAAUGGAGAGCGGCGAAGAGCACUAUGCUGUGAAUGCUUGAAAAUUGUACACGCAA